AACCUAUUUAAAGAUUUCCAAACCAGAAAACACAAACUUCCUUCUUUUGAUCACACAAUUUUAUUCUCAUUUUUCUCUCUUUUCUCCGCACUUCGCCGGCUAUGGAGGAUCCUACGAUUCCAAUUCAACCUCCUCGCAAAUCCAAGAAGAGAAUGUUUGCUGGGAGUAGUAGUAACAGUAGUUUGUCGUUUAAAGACCCUGAUGUAAUUGAAAUUCCGCGUCCUUCUACCUGGAAAUCGAAGCCUAGAAAGCAAAAUUCGAUUGUUGGUCAUGAGAUCAUCGUUGUUGAUGACGAAGAUCCUGCUGAUGCUGUAAUCAUUGGUGAGAAAGCUGCCUCUAAUGGUAAAGGAAAGAAACCUAUGCUUACUGGACAUGAGGUGAUCACCCUCGAGGAUGAGUUUGAUGGAUUUGAUUUUGGUGAUGUAUCCUAUGAUGAUCAGUAUGCUAUGCUGCAAUCUCAUGUUGAUAGUGUUGGAUUUGAUCUUGUUGAUGUAUCCUAUGAUGAUCAGUAUGCUAUGCUGCAAUCUCAUGUUGAUAGUGUAGACAUUCCAUCUAGAACAGAGGCAUUUGCCCAUUGGAAGCCAGCUUCAGCCGCAAUUGAGAAACAUGCAAAACCUGCGAGCAGUUCUUCUUUAUAUGGCUCACACACUUACUCUAAAUUACAAUAUAGUGGUUCCAAGGUGGAUCACUUCAAUUCAACGAGUUCUCAUAAACCUCACCAAAUUAAUGACUAUUUGUCCGUGUAUCCUCGUCAUGAAUCAAAGCGUUCUUCCUCCAGUCUUCCAACUUCUCAGAAGCAUGCCCAAACUAGUGGCAAUGUUCUACCAGUGCCUCAAUAUCUAUUACCUGUGAAUUCAGCUACUUUGAAUUUUCCGCAUAUGCCCUACUCUUAUGGAAGUGCAUAUGCCCAACCGUCACAACAUUCCAUCCAUGGAAUUCAAGAUCCUAUUUUAACUAGUGCAUUAUUUACUAACAACAAUUCAGGGCUCGAGGGAAUAUGUGCAGACAUAUCACCACCCUCUUCUGAUGGGCAAGGCAAUUCUAGUGAAAAUUCUAUUUUGAAGAAGCUGGAACAGUUUAAGAAAUUUGACACCCUAGAGGAUCACGUAGGUCAUUUUUAUGAAAUGAAAAAUGUUUCUUUGAAACCGUCCAAAAGCUGGGUAAAUAAAAUUGCGGAUGAGUGGAGGAUGCUGGAAAAAGAUUUGCCAGAUACAAUAUUUGUUAGGGUUUAUGAGGCUAGGAUGGAUCUAUUAAGGGCUGUCAUUGUGGGAGCAGAUGGAACACCCUAUCAUGAUGGCCUCUUCUUCUUUGAUGUUCAUUUCUCUUCCACCUAUCCAAAUAAGCCACCACAUGUAAAUUAUCAUGCACAUGGCCUUCGAAUGAACCCUAAUCUAUAUAAUUGUGGCAAAGUAUGCUUAAGUCUUCUGGGAACUUGGAGUGGUUCAAGAGAUGAGAAUUGGCGACCUAACAAAUCAAAUAUGCUACAAGUCCUUGUCUCAAUACAAGGGCUUAUCUUAAAUGAAGAACCGUAUUAUAAUGAGCCUGGUUUUGCACAUUCCAAAAAUACCUCUCAUGGCAUCCAAAGGUCCAAGGAUUACAGUGAAAAUGUAUUUCUUCUAUCGCUGAAAACGAUGCUUUACACAUUAAGGAACCCACCAAAGUAUUUUGAGGACUUAGUUUAUGGGCAUUUCUACCAGCGUGCUCAUGAUAUACUGGCAGCAUGUAGAGCGUACCUGGAUGGUGUUGAAGUUGGGAGUUUUGUCAAAGGUAAAACCCAAGCUACCCAGGGGAAGAAAAAGACUUGCUCUCAAUCAAUCAAGAUGAGUUUGCCAGGCCACAUCAAAUCACUCGUGGAGGCUUUUACCAAAAUUGGUGUCAAGGGAUGCGAGAAAUAUUUAGUCCCUGGGGACAAAGGCACUAAGAGAUAACCGACCAGAUGUAGCCGACUCCCCCCUGGAUGGGCAAAUGUUGACACUCGGAACAUUUCUAUGGGAGCUGAGCUGCAAUUCUGGCAACCCUUAUAUUUGGAAAUUGGAAGUUGGGAUCAGGGAACCUCGGUAUAUAUUCUCACUAAUGCUAAUUAGUUUUGCCUUUUUGUCACUGUAUAUAGGUGUAGUUGAUGUUGGGGAUAGCGUUAGAUCAGAAUAUGGCUUUUAGAGUACAGCUUAUUAAUCGACAUGCUUCUUCUUUUGGUCAGAACUUAGUUAUCAAUAAUUUAGUCAGUUAGCUGCUCUCUAACACUGAAAAGAUUAAGCAGAAGAAUUAGAGAAUCAGAGAUGUUAUUUUGUGUAGCAUUUCCUUUUCUAUGUUAUUGGUUUGGUGUUCUGUGAGAUCUAGUUUCUUGCAGUAAAAGAGUCCUAGUGAUCAUUGGAGCUGGAAAGUAAGUUUUUCUGCUUCUGAGAGUCGCAAUCUGAAACAAGCUGAUUUCAAUUGCUGAAUUUGUUAAUGUUUCUAGUGAUGAAAUCCAAUUUUAAUCUGAUCUGUAUUUCA
This is a messenger RNA of Chenopodium quinoa (quinoa), 2490 nucleotides long. Its product is annotated as probable ubiquitin-conjugating enzyme E2 26. Gene Ontology annotation, molecular function: ubiquitin conjugating enzyme activity. Lineage: Eukaryota; Viridiplantae; Streptophyta; Magnoliopsida; Caryophyllales; Amaranthaceae. The transcript is spliced from 8 exons. The coding region runs from base 102 to 1928 and encodes 608 amino acids. The record is from RefSeq and is a predicted model, not a curated record.